Messenger RNA from Lycium barbarum (goji berry), 3110 nucleotides. RefSeq lists its product as uncharacterized. The coding region runs from base 134 to 844 and encodes 236 amino acids. The record is from RefSeq and is a predicted model, not a curated record. The transcript has 3 exons. NCBI's taxonomy places the organism in Eukaryota, Viridiplantae, Streptophyta, Magnoliopsida, Solanales, Solanaceae.
CUAAUUCAAAGGAGUAGGUUUUGUGAUAAUACUAGUAGUGAAAAAGACGCCUAGGCUUAAAGGAGGAUUGAUGUCCGCUCUGCAUCUAAUUCGUGCAUCUGUCUUAAAUUAAGGUUUACCUUACUAAUUGGCCAUGGAGGAAGUCAUAUUUACACACAUUCACUACGGUGGGACCUUUGUAGAAAAUCCUGACCCUAAUUAUCAUUCCUUUUUAGUGCCAAUCAUCAGGUAUAUCGAGAAAGACUACUUUUCCCUAAUGGAAUUAUUUUAUUAUACUAGAGAAUUAGGCUAUUUAUCAGUUGGUGGUUUUUUUUACCAAGAUGCAAAUACUAGAGAAUUCAAUGUUAUUGAGUCUGACAGACAUCUACUGGACCUAAUAAAAGACCUAAAAAAUGAGGACCCCUUUCAUGUAUAUGUCCUUCAUUCAUUGGAUACUGCCUUGGCUGAAACUGAUAGGCCUGUUGGUCUCUUAAAAGGCCCAAAAGUUUCUUCUAGUCCAACUAGGUCAUCAAAAGGGGUUGGGGCUGUUGAUAACUUAGAUAAAAAGGGUGUUGGGGCUGCUGCUGAUAACCUAGAUCAUGAGGGUGUUUGGUCUACUUAUGACAGCCUAGAUCAGGAGGGUGUUGGGGUUACUCCUAAGUUUGUAUAUGGGGUUGAAGCAUCUAAUUUAUCUGAUUGUGUGAGUAGUGAUUCAGAUCUAGGAGAAAUACCACCAGAAGAUGGGUCAGAUAUAGAUGAGGAGUUGAGAGCUAUUAGACAAGAAAGAAGAAGGAAGCAAAUAAAGAAAAAAAAAGUCUGCUGCAACUCAAGAAAUUCCAGUUGGAGAGGCUGGUGGUAUAGAUAGAGGGUUUAAGGAUAUUGGGAAAAAUAAGUCUAACAAAUAUGCUGGAAAAUUGGGUGGAGAUGAGGAAUAUAUAUUGAUAGCUCUGACUGUUGGAGUGAAGACAGUGAAGAACAGCUUGAUGUAGAUGCUGUAAGGGGGGGUAGAUUUACCUUCUAGAAGGAAAAGCAAAAAAGUUAGGUAUGAUGAAGAUUGUGAGGUGGCUGUUUUUGAGCUUGGAAUGGUCUUUGAUGGUGUAACACAAUUUAGAAAGGCUCUAGCAGACUAUGCUGUAGAAUAUAGGAGGCAGUUGAAGGUAAGACCAAAUGAUAGCCAUAGGGAAUACCAAGUGUAAAUGGGUGUUGACAACUAAGCUUGAUAGGGACACAGGUGAUUUUAAGGUGAUUACCUAUCAUCCCAUUCACAAGUGUAUUCCUUUGAACAAAAACAAGAUGUGCACUUCUAAGCUAAUAGCAAGGAAGUUCAAGGACAGAACUGUUUCUCAACCUUACAUAAGGAUAUGGGAAAUUCAGGAAUUGGUAAGGGACAAGCUUGGUCUUUAUGUUGGUAGGACUGUUUGCCACAGGGCAAAACAGAGGGUUAUGAUAUAAAAUAUGGGUGACUGGAAUCUGGAAUUUUCCAGAUUAUGUGACUAUGCUGACAUGAUCAAGCAAACCAAUCCAGGAAGUAGUUGUUGGGUUAAAAUUGAUAAGGAGACUGAACCUGGGAAAAAAAUUUGUGUGUACUUCUAUGUGUGCUUCCAGGCAUUUAAGCAAGGCUGGUUGGAUAGGUACAGAAAAAUAAUAGGAUUCGAUGGUUGUUUUCUGAAAGGAGCUUGUAAGGGUGAGCUAUUGGUAGCUGUGGGCAAGAAUGGGAACAACCAAAUGUAUCCUAUUGCCUGGGCAGUGGUGGAUACAGAGACUAAACAUAGCUGGAAUUGGUUCAUAAAGUACUUGAUUGCUGAUCUAAAUUUGCGAAAUGGUGAAGGGUUGACUGUAAUGUCAGACAUGCAAACGGUACCAUUUCUGUUCCAUUUAAUUAAAAUUUCAGUUUAGUAGAGGACAUUUCAGUAUGUUUAACUAUUUUUUUUUUUGGGUACUAUGCACACUUUUGGAAGGGACUUAUUCCUGUCUUAUUGGAGCUACUGCCAAAUGCUGAGACAAGGAGAUGUGCUAGACAUGUUUGGAGUAAUUGGCACAAAGAGUGGAGAGGAGAAGAAAGAAGGAAGCAGUUUUGGAGAUGCUCUAAGGCUAGCUUUGAAGUCAAGUUUAAAGAGGAGAUGGAUAAAAUGGCCAAAUUGAGUAAGCCCAAGAUAACGGAGGAUUUUAUGCAUUAUGAGCCUUUUACUUUUUGUAGGGCAUAUUUCAAGUUUCAUUCCAAGUGUGAUGUUGUGGAAAAUAACAUGUGUGAGACUUUUAAUUCUUGGAUCUUAGCUGCUAGACAUAAAUCUAUUAUCACCAUGUUAGAGGAAAUUAGGCAUAAAAUGAUUAAUAGGCAUGUAGACAUGAUCAAAUUUGCUGAAACUUAGAUUGAUGAUAUUGCCCCUAUGGCAAGAAGAAUAUUGAAAGAGAACAAGGAGUUGUCUAAUAGGUGUCAUGUUCAAAGGAAUGGGGUUCAUGGUUUUGAAAUUAGAGAUGGUGGGUUCACAUUUGUUGUCCACUUGGAUAAGAAAUAUUGUGACUGUAGGCUAUGGAUGUUAAGGGGUGUUCCUUGCCCUCAUGUUGUUUGUGCUUAUUAUUACUUGAAUCAAGAUCCUGAUGCACAUAUAUAGCAUUAGUAUAGGAAGGAAACAUUUCUUAAGGCUUAUAGACACUUCAUCCAACCUAUUACCAAUAUGAGGAUGUGGCCUAAGACUACAAACCCAUCAAUAGAGCCUCCAGUGCCAAGAAAAAUGCCUGGGAGACCAAAGAAGAAAAGAAUGAAGGAUAAAGAUGAGCCAAAGAAAUAUGGAAAGCUGUCAAAGAAGGGUGUGAAAAUGCCUUGUUCAUUUUGUAAACAAGUUGGCCAUAACAAGACUGCCUGUGGAAGAAGACAUGGAAUGGGUGGUCCUUCUCAACCAAUACCCUCAACUGAAAGGCAAGGUGGUCAAUCUCAACCAACUCCACCAACUCAAUCCAGCUCUGUUUGUAGUGACACAAGUUCUGUGCCAAGAGAUGCCCAAAUUGUUGCUCCAACACCAGCAAUAAGUAUAUCUUGUAAAAGUUAUUUACAUCUUCAUUUAAAUAAUACAAUUUAUACACUUUGGAUCAUUUAUAUUUUUAAUUGUGUAAUAUAGUCUAGAACGAAGAGU